CAAUUCUAAGAUGCUUUGUUUGAAAAACGGGAUCUUUACUUUCAAGCUUCUCCUUUAAUGGUAACGAAAGUUUCCUAUUUGGAUUAUUAUUAUUAUAAUACAUCAAUUGAAAUUCACUAUUGCUGCUGUUUUACUGUUCAAAGGCGAUGACGAAAUAAUAAUAACAAUGCUGAGUAGGUGAGAUUAGUCGCAAAACGACAAAACUUUAUAUUUCAUUUUUCUUUCCAAUAAAAUCCGUAACCAAUAAGAAGUACUAAAUGGCAGGUAGUAUUAUAUACUAUUGAUAUAGUUUAUUAGUAUUAUAAUAUUAUUUUUAAGUGUGUAUUGUUUUAAAUGUAGGCCUAUGGUAGGUACAUGAAUACAAAAUUUAAUUUAAAAUUUUUUUUUUUAAUAACACAGUUAGAGCAAAUUUAAUAUACAAAAAUGAAACCAGAAUCAACUUUUUAGCUUAAGUACUUUUUGAGCUACGGAUUUUUAAAGUGUGAGUUCAUUUGGUAUUUUUUACUAUGGACAAAACCUCCACAUCUUGUGACCUCAUUCGCUGAUCGCGUCAUGUGCAAUGACUAUAUACUUUAUAUAUAAGGCAACGCAUCGCCUUAUCACUAAAAUACUGUUUAGUGUCUACUUAGUUUAAACUUUCAACUUUGGCACAUGAAUAAUUAUUUAAAGCUUUCCCUGACCAAUGGUACAAUAGUUUUUGCACACGGCAAACUCUUUUGAAUGAAACACUGAGGUAGUACUAUGAUACAGCCAUUAUGCAAGUGGCUGUGAAUGGUUGCCAAUGACAACGUUUUGCACACCGUAAAUUCUGAUCAUUUAUAAUAUGGACUCUACCAGGUUGUUAAAGCUCAAAUUAAAACAUUCCAGUUUAAAUGUCUUCAAAAUGCAUUCUGAAACACAAGUUAUCAAAUAUUUUGAUGUAAAUAUGGUACUAAAUUAAUAUUUCCUAAGUAUCGGCAACUUCCGCCAUUAAAAAGGGUGCGUGGCCCACCCCAUGCGAAAUUAGGUUUAGCGAACUGCAUAACCUGCUGCGAACGCGUAGAAACAUGGCGUCUCUCGUAAGACACAUAUGGCUGUGAAAAUUGGCAUACAUGUAGAUCAAUACAUUCCCCAGAUGCAAAAAAAAUUUGGUAGUGACAAAUCUUUUACUUCGACUUAAUUUUAAUGAUGAAAGUUGCCUUAUAUUUACCAAGGAUUUUCCCAAAGCUGAUUGUAAAUGAAAAAGUAAUUGAUUAAAAUGUAGGCCAAGAUGUCUAUCAAAAUAUAAGGCCGGAAACGGAACUUAAAUAUAUGUCGAAAGUAUUCAUUUAAUAAUAAAUAGACACACAAAUCAGAAAAUUAAAAACUCAGAUUUUAGGCGCCAAUUGCCACUUCCAAUACACAAAAAGUACUAGUCUCCCUUGAUUUACCAAGUAUAAUAAAGUUCAGUGGACUCAGACUCAGUGACUCAACUCAGUGGUCUGCAACCUUUUUUGAGCAAAGGCCAAAGGCGAGCCAUAUUUAAAUUAAACAUCUGAUAAGAAAAUAUUUAAGGAGUCCCAGGAAGGGGUGGGUUUAAAAAAGAAUGAAUCAAUCAAAAUGAAAGAGGGCCUUACAGCUUCAGAGCUGCAGGGUUCCCACCAUUGGUAAAUUUUUGCAAUCCGCGCCAUGAUGUUUCGUGGCGGCUGUGUAAAAAAACACACCUCUGCUGAAAUGGGGAGGGGAAAGUAGGAGAAUGUGCUGGUUGUCUAUUUAUAGAGAAAAACGAAAAAAAAUAAUAGAAACCCUGGUAGAGUCUGUAUUAUUAAGUACUAGAAUAAAUGAUAUUUACAUUUCUAACAUCAUUAAGUUUUGAGAAGUAUUUAUCUGCUAUAUGUUAUAGGCCUACCCUACUCCCUUUCAUGCUCCUAAACUACUUUUUCCCCCCCUCUAAACAUGACCUUAAAUUACACAGUCUAAAUUAUCCCUAAUUAUAUCCCUUUUGUCACUAAAGAAGUUAAUUGAGGGACAAUUACAACGUUAGAGAAAUACUUAAGAUUUACCCCUUUUCGUGCCCUUGAAUUACAACUUUUUUUCUAUAAAAAUUGUUUAAAAAACUUACCUUAAAUUUAAACCAAAAACUCUAUAUAUAAUAUAAAAAUAUUUUAUAUUAUAGGAAUUCGAUAUAUAUUGAUAGAUUGAAGAAGAAUCGCACAAACGUUUUUCACAUCUAUAACAGAUUUGAGUGUUUUUUUUUAAAUAAUUUAAAUGGUUAAUCUCAUAAAAUACACAUCUCUUUAAUUUUUGCAAACAAAAACAAAAAUAUAUUUUAAGUUUUUGAAAGUAAAUAUUAACCGAUAUCUUUUUUUCUAAAUUAAUUUUUCAAGUGUGUUAAAUGAUUGUAACAUCACUUUUUCACAAAUAUAAUUCGAUAUGAGUUAACUAUAUUGUCAUCCACGUAAAAAUGUACACAUCUUAUUUCCUACCUCCGACAUGUAUUUACCCAAGAAAACUAAUUAUUUAUCAAAUUCAUUCCUUUAUUUUGAGACAUAUCUUGUGCUGCCUGGGGCAAAGUAACCAACCCCUCCCCCACUCAGAUUAAAAUGAAUUUAGAAAAAUCGUCCACCGGAUUGUAGCCCCUUACAUACCCAAAGGUUAGUUUUUAUUACAUUAUAAUUUUAAUAAAGGUAUAUUUUUUAAAUUAAGAAAGGCAAAACUUUUUAUAUGUUAAAAUAUACACAGCUGGAAUUUGUGUGUGUUUUAACAAUUAAAAAAGUAAUCAAUUGUAUUUAUUAAUUUUAAAUUUAAGAAGGAAAAAUACAUUAUAAGUUUUGUCAGCAUGGUUAUUAAAUUUAUAGGAGUGUAUAGGACGAUCGCCAACAGAUCUGACCAGGACCAGCUACAACAGGAUCUCAAUCUGUUAGCUGAGUGGGAGAUGAGCUGGGACAUGGAAUUUCAUCCUGCCAAGUGCCAGACACUAUCAAUCUCUAGAAGUUGUACUCCUCUACACUACCAAUACAAACUGCACGGCCAUAUUCUUGAGCAAGUUUUCUCCGUAAAGUACCUGGGUGUUACCAUUCAAAGAGAGGUCCGCUGGGACGAGCAUAUUAAUAAUGUAUGUAACCAAGCAAACCAAGCCUUGGGGUUCUUAAGGCGAAAUCUAAAGAUUGGCAACUCCUGUGUGAAAGAAAGAGCAUAUAAAGCCUUUAUCCGUCCGAUUUUAGAUUAUGCAUCUUCAGUCUGGGACCCAUUUACCCAGAAGAGCAUUGACAGGUUGGAGGCGGUCCAGCGACGAGCAGCACGCUUUGUCCUAAACCGCUACAGGAAUACCUCUAGUGUUGGCAGCAUGCUAGAAACACUAGGCUGGUCACCAUUGGAGAAACGACGACGACAAUCCAGGCUCUCCAUGAUGUACAAGAUAAAUAAUGGGCUGGUCCACUGUUCCAGUAUUAAACAGAAACUCGUCCCUCUCCCCCAUAGACAGCGACGAGGCCAUGACAGGCAAUUCAGGCUCAUACCAGCAAGAAGCCAGUAUAGGAGCAGCUCAUUCCUGCCCAAGACAAUCAGGGACUGGAACCAUCUUUCAAAAGGAACAGUUGAGGCGACAACACUAGACACAUUUGUUUCUAUUGCCUCAAGCCUUCAAACCCCUAGUGCAUAAUUUCCUCAUCCCCACCAGUAACAGAAACAUUGCAAAUCCCAUCUACAUGCAUAGGAGCCAAAAUGAUCAAUAAAUUGAUCGUGGGCCCUUAAGAUAUAGAAGAAGAAGAAGAAGAAACCUAAGAGUUUUGGAGAAAUAGGCUAUUCUCACUAUGAUGCCAUUUGCCUGAUUAUUUAGAAAAAAAUUAAUUAAAAAUUUUAUUUGCAAUAUUAAGAACGCACUAAAAGACGCACUAAAAAACGACUGAUGUUUGGGUUUUCCCGAUAAAUGUGAUUACGGUGUAAUUCUUUGAUCAUGAUUUUCUAAAUUUUUUCAUAACUUUUAAACACAUAUAAAAUGCUUAAAAUAGUUCCUUAGUUUAUACUUUAAAUGUAUUUGUAAUUUAAAAUAAUAAUACUUAAACGUUUACUAAAAUAAAAGCGGAUUUACAAUAUUUUUUGCGCAUUUAAAUUUUUUCGAUUUCCAUAACAUAAUAAAAAAUAACUAUGAUUGUUUUUAGGAAUCCGAACGUACUGAAAUCAUAUCUCCCUUUUGGCGUUAUGUCGCCCUAGCUCAUUCUUAUAUAUGUGAUGAUUUACAGUGUGCAGUGCCUUGUGUGAAAACAAUAUUAAACUAUUGCCAUUUAAUUAAUUAGUCUUGUGCAAAAGUUGAAAGUUAAAAAUAAGUAGUCUCUAAUCAAUAUUUUUUUAGUUGCCUUUUGAUAGACACUUAUAUAUAAUGGAUGCCUUAGACUUGGUUAAAUGAACAGUCAUAUUGUAUAUUUUAUUUACUGAUAAUGCAUACUAUAUAGCUUAAUAGUUUACAAUUUUAUUAUAAUUUUAUAUAUUAUUACUUUAUAAAAUAGCGUUCAUCCUGAAAAUAAAUGUAAAAAAAUUAUCUUUGAAACAAGUGUUAUAGCAUGUGAUGUGAUCAGCGGAAUAGGUUCAUAAAAUAUGGUGGUGCAGUCCUUAGUAAAAAAUUUAAAAAGUGAAAUCGCACUUUAAAAAUUCAUAGCUAAAAAAAAGUACUAAAGAUAUAAAAUUGAUUCUGGUUUUCUUUUUUUAAAUUUGAAGUGUGCUCUAUACAACCGUUAUGUUUUUAUAAUUUUGGGGAAAUUUUUUAAAUUACUUUACUUAAGUAUCUACAUUAAAUAAGACUAGACAUAGGCCUUUAGUCUGUAGACUUAUUCUAUUGCCUAGAUCAGCAACUCUCAACAUUUUUAGUUCGGUGAUCCCUUGAUAACAUAUGCUAAGCUGAGUGGUUAAAGUCAAUGUAGGGGUCAAGGACUGUAAUUAACUUAACACAGUGGUUCUUAACCUUUAUGGAGGUACUGAACCCCACCAGUUUCAUAUGCGCAUUCACCGAACCCUUCUUAACAGGAAAAAUUAAAUAUGAUUUUUUUUCAGAUUUUUUUUUUUUUGCACCUCUGCUGAACCCCUCAGACUGACUCACCGAACCCCUGGGGUUCAAUCGAACCCAGGCUAAGAACCACUGACUUAGCAAUAUUUUAAAAAAAAUAUUUUUUUUUAGAAUUAUCAUGCAGUUUUAUUUUCAUAAUUAAAGCAUAAGCAUUUCACAACAAACCCUUAACUGGGCUGAUGAUUUUUUGUGUGUGGAUCUUUCUUUAAUGAUUGUUUUCAAAUUUUAAAAAGAAUUAAAUGUUUACUUUUAAUUGUACUAUAUAAUGAUCAAUGAAAACUUACAAAAUUGUCAUCUACAAAAUUUAAAGGUUUGGCUUUAAAAGAAAACAAAACUGAAGAUGUUUUACAAUCACAAUGUCAGUUAUUACAAAAAAAUGUAUAGUGUGCAAUCUAAAUUGUCAGUGAGAUGUUAAAUAAUGACAUAGUUUAUACUAGACUAAAAUGUAUAAAUCUAUCAGUAUGUUCUACAUAUAAGUAGUUGUAAUAUGUUGGUCAUAUUAGUUUAAUUAUUAGUGGCGAGAGACACCUUAAAUAAAACAAACAUUUUUGCGGAGUGUGAUGACUUUUGAGUGCCAGAUCUUGAGCUUCUCUACUUGGCUUGUCCAAGUUAAAAUUUUGCAAUUCUGUGUGAUCUUGUUUUAAAUAUUAGAUAUAAAUUCGAUUUUAAAAAAAUCUGCAUUACACAACUCAUUAGUUGUCUGAUUAUUAAUCAUAAAUAGAAUUAAGAUAAAAGAUUGUUAUAUUUAGAUUACAUAUUUGAAAGUAGGCUAACAUGAUGUGUAUUAAAUUUUGAGUAAGCAUAAUUUUCUAUCAGUUAUAAUAGGGCAUGUUAAGUAUUGACUAUGAUUGACCCUCAUAGUCCCGUUCAACUAUUUUGGAUUUCCCAUGAUGAAAGCCUCAUAUGGUAUUUAUUUUUCAAAAUUAUUACCCUAGUUUGAUACUAGAGAGGUCUCUUCUUCUUAAUACCAAUCAAAUAGAUUGAUGUUACUAAAUUUUGUUUCCCGUGUCAACUGGUUAAUACAUUUGUUUGAUAUAAAUUUGCUUAAUCUUAGAUUUUACUGACAUUUUUUUAAAUAAUCAAUCAUCAUUUGUCAAAUCUAACCCCUAAAAAUUAUUUAUAUUUAAGUAUCAGCAUUAACUUUCUUUUAUUAACAUGAAGUCUUUCUUUUUUUUAAACUUCAGGUCUAAUAUCAACAAUGGAUAUUACAGAAUUUUCUUCUAAAAAAAAGUUACCUGAAGGCCAACACUUUAUUGUUCUACAGCUUCAUUGACAUUAAAGAGUAUGCACAAAUUAUCAAGACCAUUAGCAGGCAAUUUAAAAAGAAAAAGUUACAUGAUUAAAUUUAGAUCCAGAGUAAAGUGACAUUAAACCAUCCUUUAAUUUUUCCAAUCGACAACAAAAAAAUUUUACUAGCAAUGGAUAUAUAGCUGUAGAUAGCUUAAACAAACUGUGGAUGUAACAGCACCACUUCUGCAAUAUGGGAAACUGCCUUGGGAGUUCCAAUGUCAGUAACUUUGACAGUGUGAAGGAAAAAGGCAACAGCAGCAAUAAUAGUGACUCUGGCAUUACUGAUGCCAAGAUGGGAAACAAGAAAUCAAAGAACAGAUAUGAGCAGGACCCGACCGCUGGAAACAACAAAACAAACAAUGGCACCACCACCAGUAGGGUCCACACACAAGGGGUGGGCAACCCAGUUGGUAAGAUUUACAGUGUUAAUGUCACGUGCAGGCAUAACCUGUUGUGGGUCUUUGGUUUAGCUAACAAUUAAGAAUAAAAUACUUAAAUUUAAAAUCUGUAUUCUCAUUCAGAUAUAUUCUGUAUUAGACCGCAAAUAACACUCCAUUAUUUUGAUUUUUGAGCUGUUCCCAGCAGGAGCUGAUACAAUUUCAUGGUCUAUUUUCUUGCCUUCAUUUUUAAUCUAGCUUGUUUUAAACUGAACUCCAUCUUUUCUUAUAAAAAUUUCUCCUUUGGUAACCAACCAAUUUUAAACCUACACCAUUGUGAGAUUCAUAUCCUAGAUCAUUUUUAUAUGUUGGUUGUCAUGGCGGCAUUAUUCUAGCUUUAUAAAGGUUUAUGAUGAAAGAAAGAGGAAGCUGUCUUAUGAGCACGUGCUUGCAACAAAAAGUAAAGUCUUAGACCCUUAAAUUGAGUGUGUAGUUAUAAUGCCCUUAAAUGAGAUGACUCGUUUGAAACAGUGUUGAAAUUUUUAUUUAUAAAUAGAUAUUGACUGAUAAUAACUCUACAUACUAUUCCAGUCUCCCAUGAUACCAACAAUUAACAACUAUACAUAAUGUGAACAGCUGUUUAAACUUUUAUGUUAGAACUGCACAUCUAAAUUACAUGAUGAAUUAUAAAAUGCUACUUAAAAUAAAACUUAGCAGUUGUACCCCAUGAAUACCCUAUUCAUCGGCUGGUGUUUUAAAUCUCUUUACUUUAUGUCUCACUGUUGCAACUUAACACUUAUACUUCCUGGUUUAUUCUGCUGAAAGAGAUAAGGGCCUGGAUUUUUUUUAUUAUUCACAUGAUGUCAUCUGUCAAAACCAGGAUAUAAAUACUAUCGGUUAAAUCAGUUGUGUACCAUAUUUUCAUCACAUUGUGUAAAGUAUUAAUAAAUGACUGCUUAGCUCAACAAAGAAUGGACACCUUAAAACACCAUAACUCUUAAACUGUUGCCUUUACAUGUAUUUUUGACAUGCUUUAAAGGCAGUUUACCUAAAUCAACACUUCCCACAGAAAGUCCUUGUAUAACCUAAUUUAUAGCUGAGGGUUCUUAUUGCUGGGACUGCUGUCUGUUUAAGGCAUAGAAGUUGACAAUGAAUUGUCUUUUGAAUAAGUACUGUUUCUUCUUCCAGUUGUUUAACAUCUGAGCUAACCAAUGUAUCAUAAGUAUGAAAAUCCGUUGAGUUUCCUUAUGUCCCAUCUGUUCAAUAAAAUAAACAAAUAUUCAUGCAACUGUUAAUAGGCCACCUGAGGGAUUUUUGGAUAUGUAGAUAGAUACACACACACAUAUAAAUACAUAUAUAUUAUACACACACACACACAUAAUAUAUAUAUAUACAAGCAAGAACCCGGCAUGCGUUGCAGUGCCACUUAAAGGAAGAAAGUGUUUGUGUUUUAAUUAUGUUUCUUGAAGUACUUUUUAUAUAUUCAAUUUUUAUUUUUAUUACUGUCUGGUGCAUACAGGAAUAAAUUAGAAGUUUUUUGAAGCAUGAGCAGGCCACGUACGGCUGUCCAUGGGAGAAGCAUGGAUUUUUCAAAAUUUCAUUCAUACACCUCAUCGAUUGAUCCACCCAUGCAAUAGAUACGUUUGAAAUUAUAUUUAAAUAGCUUAUUUAGUAUAUAUAAACAAAUUUAGGGCCCCCGGCCCAAAACGGAAUAUAUUAAAAUGGAUGUACUAAUUCAGAAACCUACUUGUUAUGUCACAUACAAACGGGAAUGUCACUGUUUGUAUUUCAUUCAAUUCCAUCCACCCAUGCAAUAGCUCUUUUUGAAAUUAUAUUUACAUAGCUCAUAAGAAAAAACGAAUUUAGGGCCCCUGGCUCAAAACGGAAUAUUUUAAAAUGGUUGUACUAAAUUUUAAACCUUUACGGGCAUGAGCACAACAACUCACCAAAGUUUGAUUGCAAUUGGAUGAAUGGUAUAGGAGCACAUACGGAAAUUAUAUUUAUAUAGCUGAUAUAAUAAAAAGCGAAUUUAGGGCCUCUGGCUCAAGGCGGAAUAUUUUAAAACCGUUGCAAUAAUUUGGAAACCUUUCCUGGUGUGCGCACAACAAUUCUGUUAAGUUUUAUUGCAAUUGGAUAAAUAGCAUAGAAGCGCAUACAGAAACUAUAUUUACAAAGCUCAUAUAAGAGAAAAACGAAUUUAGGGCCCCCAGCCGACAAUGGAAUAUUUUAAAAGGGUUGUAAUGGCUUACAAAAAUGAGCGGGCAUGGGGACAAAAAUUCAACAAAAUUUAAUCGCAAUCAGAUGAAUGGUGUGGGAGCCCAUACGGGACAUACAUACAGACAUUCAUUUUUAUAUAUACAGAUAUAAUUUUGUUUAUCAAAAUGAAAUCAUUUCAACCUUUAUUGCUGCUCAUGUCACACUUGAACACCUGGGUCUGAAUAGAGCCAGAUAGAAGUCUUCUUUAACAAUACCCCUGUUUUAAGAAAAUUCUUUUGAAACCAGCUUCUGAAAUCAUUUCCCUAUCAACAGUCACUGGCGUUUCCAUUACAGGAGGUUCCAAGGCUAUUCUUACAGCAAUGUAUGACUAUCAAGCAAGGACAGAUGCAGAGGUUUCUUUCUUUAAAGGAAAUCAGAUGAGCUUGAUGGAUGACUCGUAAGUUCAUUCUGUGGUUCACUGUAAUAUUCACUGGCCUGUUAAGUAUAUCAUGUAGACAACACCCAGAGCUGGACAUAAUGUUUAGAAAGAGGUCUUACAGGGGUUAUUGUUGCAGGGGAAACCCGUUGAAAAAAUUUUGUGUGCUGUAUGAAGUUAAAGUAUCAAAUCAGUCAUUCAUCUCCCACGGCCUCGUCCCACUCUCUUUUAAAAGUUCCUGGUAGCUGUUAGAGCAGAGCUCAUCCGUUACUGAAGUACAUCUGGACCCUCAUCAAUUUAAAACAGUUUUAAUAGAUAUGAAUCUUUUAUGUUUUCGUGACAAGCCACUUGAAAUAUCAUCACCCAUUAUCAGUAAAGAAAAUUAAGGAUAUAUUUUGUUUGUUUGCCUAUGACAAGUAUCUCAAAGUUGCCUUGCUUACUAAAACAUGUAAUAUUACCUUGAGUGCCGUAUGUUAGCAGCUGGUGAUUAUUGCCAUCACUGUUGAUUUUGGGAAAUGUUAACAAAAAUGAUAUUAAUGUUCGCUCUUGAAAGUUGUUGUUAAUUUUAUACAACAAAUUUCAGUGAUCAGAAUAUAUGAAACAUUGUUAAUUGCCCACAAGCAAGUAAUCCUUAUGAGUCACUGUGACUCUAACUAACAUACUAAUCAAAUUUAUUUGUACCAAUGGCAAAAAUAAAAUGCAAUAUUUAAAUGGGGCUAAAAAUUCAAGUACGCUUGCUAAAGGGAAAGUGUUUGAGUAAAGGCACAUCAUUACAAAUACUCUGUAUUUUUCUUGUCAAAAACUUAUUUGGAAACCACUUAGUUAUUUUAAUCAAAUUUACUAAUCAAGACAUUGCUAUGCCUACUUACUGUAUGUCCUGACAACAUAACUUAAGUUAUGACAUUGCUGUGCCUACUUACUGUAUGUCCUGAUAACAUAACUUAAGUUAUGACAUUGCUAUGCCUAAUUACUGUAUAUCCUGACAACAAGUUAUGACAUUGCUAUGCCUAAUUACUAUAUGUCCUGACAACAUAACUUAAGUUAUGACAUUGCUAUGCCUACUUACUGUAUGUCCUGACAACAUAACUUAAGUUUUGACAUUGCUAUACCUACUAACUGUAUGUCCUGACAACAUAAGUUAUGACAUUGCUAUACCUACUUACUGUAUGUCCUGACAACAUAAUGUAAGUUAUGACAUUGCUAUACCUAAUUACUGUAUGUCCUGACAACAUAACUUAAGUUAUUACAUUGGUAUACAUACUUACUGUAUGUCUUGACAACAUAACUUAAGUUAUGACAUUGCUAUACCUACUACUGCAUGUCCUGACAACAGUGCUUUCUAAUAGGUUUUUUCCUUACUAAAUUACCUCCAACUCUGUGAUAUGAAAAUUUUUUUAAAAUUUACUUUAAUUUAUAUUCAUAAUACAAGUUUUUUGGUGGCCAUAUAAUCUUUAACUUGCUUUGUUGUUUGUCUCAUCCAGCCAUGCAGAUUGGUGGCUUGUGCACAUGCCAGAUGGCAGAGAGGGCUAUGUACCGCAUAACUUUGUUGCCAGAUGUGAUACUUUAGAAUCUCACGAGUAGGUCCUAGCGUCAUUACAUGGUCAUUUGAUAAAUUCAUAUUUGAAACUAAAGAUAAAGUUUAAUGCUGUCCCCCCCCCCCCCCCCCCCCCUUCAUAUUGAUCAAUAUUUAUUUUAGAAAUAAUACUAACGGCAGACAAAGUAAAAUCAUGCACAACAAUUGUAUGUGGUAUUACAUCUGUAUUAUAAUUAGAUGGUAUUUCGGGAAGAUAACGCGGAAAGAUGCAGAGAGGUUGCUGAAACUUCCACAGUCGCCUUUAGGAGCAUUUCUGAUCAGAGAGAGUGAAACAGAAGAAGGUAGGCAAAGGGGUUUGAUAUUUCUUUUGCAUGUGGACUAGAUUUAUUCUUGAGGAAUUCAUUUCAAUACUUCACUUGUCAGCAAUGUAAUAUUUCACUUACAGAGUAAACCCCACUUUGGUAAAUAAUAUCACACAGCAUACAUUUUAAGUGAUUAUGUGGAACAUUAUAAGUGAUCAUGUGAAAAGUCAAUCCUAUAUGAUAUGGGAGAUGUAUAAUACCAUACCAAUGUGGGUGUGUAAAUAUGUGUAUGUAUGUCUAUGUGUGUAUAUAUAUAUAUAUAAAUAUGUAAGUAUAUAUAUAAUAUAUAUUUAUAUAUACAUACAUAAAUAUAAAACUUAUAGCUUCUGAAAAGCUUACUGAGUUUGAGUAAGUCAUGUCUUGAAUGUAGUUUUUUGUAUAAUUUUGUAUAACUGUAGGCAUAUUUCAUUCCAGGCAUGGUUGUCUUGUGUGUCCAUGAUAAGGACCCAAGUAGGGGAGACUGUGUCAAACACUACAAAAUAAGAAAGCUAGACAACGGAGGCUGCUACAUUACGUCAAAAACAGUCUUUUCUAACCAUGCAGACCUCAUCAAGCAUUACCAAUGUAAGUAACAAUCUAGAUUAAUAGACUGUUACAGAGAAGGUCAUGUAUUGUACAGAUCUUGCAACUGUCAAUGAGGAUGUAGUGUACAGAUCUUGCAACUGUUCAUGAGGAUGUAAUGUACAGAUCUUGAAACUGUCUGUGAUGGUGUUUUCUAGCAUAUCAAACCUGCUUAUCUCAACUAGAAACACAACUCCUAUCUGGUGCACCCAAGUUUGUCUGGUUUGACAAGCUGGACCGGUUUGACUGAGGCUGGUUUGACAAUUUAGUCCGGUUUGACCGAGGCUGGCUUGACAAGCUAGAACGGUUUGACCAAGGCUGGUUUGACAAGUUAGACCGGUUUGUCCGAGGCUGGUUUGACAAGUUAGACCGGUUUGACCGGGAUCAAGCCAGUUUACCAGCCUUGUUUGAAUUUUUGUCCAGUUUACAAACUCAGUUUGCAAAAAAAAAUGUAUGUGCCCUGUCUAUCUUAGAUAGUCUCAUACACAUAUCUUAGAUAUUAUUGUACACAGAUCUUAGAUGUUAUUGUACACAUAUCUUAGUUAUUCUUGUACACAUAUUAUUAUCUUAAAGACUCUCGUACAAAGUAUUCAUUUCAGAACUUGAUGGUUAUCACAUUCCAUAUUUAAAGUAACUAACCUAAAGUUCUAUAUAUUUAAAGAGUGUCAAGUUCUAAUCUUGCAUUAGUCAACUUGGGUUUAUUUAUGAAAAAAUUCCACAUGUGAAUUUGAGGACACUCUGAAUAUGAGGCCAGAGCAAAAUGCUCCGCCUGCAACCUACGGCCAUCAACCCCAUUUGUCCAUGAUAAGACAGAGGUAACUUGAUAGCAUUACAGCCAGUAAUCUUCUCAUGAAGACGAUCAAUUUUCCAUAUUUAUCGUGUUUCUACUUCCAAAUACCCAAUAAACAUGAUGCGAAUUUACAGAUACAUAGUGAUGUAUGUAUCUUGACUUUAACGUCUGUUGUGGCAAAAUCCACCUGCACACACACUCGUCUAUUAAAAUAGUGUGUAAUCAUCAUUAACAAAAGUGCUUCUGGGAGGUCAUCCCUUUAUGCCUACUUAGCUACGCCACUAGGACUGGUUUCAAACCUCAAAAGUAUUGUAAGCCUAACCCAAGAAGAAUGUUUUAAAAAUAAAAUUUAAAAAUUGAGAUCAAUUUAACCUUAAGACCAAUUCCGACUGCUGUUUUUGCCCUGCCAUAUUUUGAAAUUAUGUUCAUGGUAAUCAACUGACAAUGACAUGACCUUUGGUUUCCGCUGGCGUUUAAUUUAAUCAAGCUGGCGGUGACAUAAUUGGUGUGCCUUCCGUCCAAGAGAUUUUUAAAAAAUUUUUUUAUUACAGCUAUAACUUUGAUUUUUAAUGGAAUUUUUUUUCCAGCUAAAGAUGAAGGUCUGUGUCGCAGACUGACCUCACCAUGCCCCAAGCCUAAGCCUGUGAUGGAUGAUUUGUCGGUCGAGACCAAAGACAUGUGGGAAAUACCCAGGGUAACAUUGACAUUACAAGCGUUGCUGGGCUCUGGACAGUUUGGUGAAGUCUACAGGGGUAAUUUUUAUUUACUUUUUUUCUAAAAUAAUAGCAUAUUGACUCCCAGCAGUUUAUGGCAGUCUCCCAUAAAACAUGUUCUCCAGAUAGAAGUUUUGUUAUCAUGGGUCACACAACUACUGGCUAACACGAGCAAGUUACCAACUGUCUUUUUGUAGAGCUCAAUUAAAUUUGAUAACUUCUUUUUUUUUUUUUUGUUGUAAUUUUGAAACAUAACAUCCCCAAGAAAGCUGCAAGAGUUCCUCCAGAAAUUACUUGCAGAAAUAUGCAUGAUUUAUUUUCUGUAACAGGCAUCUUAAAAGUAUUAUUGCUCUCCAUCUAGGUAAAUGGAAGGGCACAACAGAUGUUGCAAUCAAAACUUUAAAGGAAGGAUCAAUGAGUGUAGCACAUUUUCUGCAGGUAUUUCAAGUCUGGCUUUCAUUUGUAGUGCUGGGUUUGAAUUUGUAGUACUGGUACUGUGUGGUACUGUAAUAUUUUGUCAUUUCUUGAUGGUUUCGUAUUGUCUGUUAUUUAAAUUUGAAAAGUCACACACCAUCAAAUAAACUGAACUAGUAAUGAAUGAAGCAUAGUUUUUAAAGCACAGAAACAAAUAAUGUAUUUUGAUAAUGCAAUAAACGCUAGAAUUAACUAUUUACAACUUGUGGCAAUCACUCCCAUGAAGCUAAGAUUAGAUUUAAAUCUUGCGAUGAACAUUGCAGGAGGCUCAGAUCAUGAAGAUGCUGCGUCACGACAAGCUGGUCCGUCUCUAUGCAGUGUGCACACUGGAAGAGCCAAUUUAUAUUGUGACAGAGCUGAUGGCCAAUGGAAGUCUGCUGGAUUACCUUCGAAAUGACAGAAACAGACUAAUCACUCUGCCUCUUUUAAUAGACAUGGCAUCUCAGGUACUUUCAAGGCUAUGAUUCUCUUAUUGUAUUUGGUUGUUUGAACAGAGGUGUGAUGUCACUGGGGAAUCUACCACCAUUGUCUUACAAUAUUAUAUUAUAGGGUAGACAUUUGUAAGAAGCAUUCUUUUAAAUAGGGACUCUCUAAUUUUUACCCUGGCAGUUUGAAUAAAACAUAAAAUAUGCAAGAACAUACAAACUCAAGCCCAAAAGCAAAUUUUUUGUAUUAAAUGUAUCUAUGGACACUUUGAAUAACUUUUCUUAUUUUUAAUGACUACUUGAAUGACACAAAACAUAUGAAAAUAUUUUAAUGCCUUCAAAACUGCAAAAAAACACAUCUUUUUAAAUUAUAUUGAUUCCCCUCCUCUGACCGAUAAAUGAUCUUGCUGGCUGCCGUCCAUGGUUUGCCUUGUAAAAGUUAUGUGGUGGGGUGGGUGAAUACACAUUGCUGUUCUUUAUUUCAUAAAUGUAUUUUUUUUAAUGUCAUGAUUAUGUAUCUUUUGAUAAAAUUUUCAUCUUCAGCGCGGUGAGCCCAGCCCUAGGCUGGGGUACCGCGCUGUAUAAGACCCCUUAUUAUUAUUAUUAUUUUGUCUAAACUGCAAUUAAAAAUUGUGCUUGCUUUUCUCAUGAAUAAUGUUUGUCGGUUUUUUUUUUUUUUGUAAAGGUUGCCAGUAUUUUUUUUUUUUUUUUUUUUUUUUUUUUUUUUUUUUUUUUUUUUUUUUUUUAUUAAUAAUUUUUUUUGGUUUUUUUUUUUUUUUGUAAAGGUUGCCAGUGGUAUGGCUUAUUUGGAAAGCAAAAACUUCAUCCAUCGAGAUUUGGCAGCUCGUAACAUUCUGGUCGGGGAAAACAAUAUAGUUAAAGUUGCAGACUUUGGAUUGGCUAGAAUACUUGACAGCGAGGAAUAUAAUCCAAAAGGUACUGUUUGGGCUCCGUAAAUAUCUGAUAUCAUCAUUAGCAUGCGUAUUCUCCUCCACCCAUGAAUGUAAACUCGACCCAUAUGCAUACACUCCAUCCAUGCACAUUCCCUCCCCUUAUACUCUCCGUCCAUACACAUACCCUCUAAACACGCUUAGUCAUGGAUACAAAAAAUUGAAUCAAUUAUCAUUGUUAGUUGACAAAUUUUUGCAAAUAUAGAAUGCAAUAAAUGGUUUAUUAUCAUUGUAUUCUGUUUCUUGAAGGUCUGUGUUUUACAUUUAAAUUUAAAACUCAGAUUGUUUCAUUUUGGUCCAAAUGAUUUUGUUAGUAAAACUCAGAUUGUUUCAUUUUGGUCCAAAGGAUGUUGUUAGUACAUCUCAUAUUUUUUCAUUUUGGACCAAAGGAUGUUGUUAGUGUUUCUUUCUGUUUUCGGCAAACCAGUCUUUAAGAAUCUGAUUUUGGGAUUUACAAUCCAUUCCCAGCUGUUCCGCACAGCAAGGUCAGAUAGAUGGGAUGUUUUAUAAGAUAACAACAGCAGUUUGAAUCUACUUUUAGAACUUUCAAAGCAACUCGCUUUAGUUACAUUUUAAUAACACAAUUUUUGUACACUCUUGACUCCCAUGAUGCAAGUUGGAGAGUUUAUAUAUAUUACCACUGACCAGACAGGCAAUAAUGCAAUUUGCAAAAUUGUUGAUAACUUGCCUGCAAAGACAAAGAGACAACAGAUUUUAUUAUAAUCACCAGUCCUCUAUUUUUGUAAACAACUAUUUUUCCGCCCCCCAAAAAACGUAUCUCCUUUUAUUUAUUAAAUAAAAUAAUUGAUCAAGUUAACGCUGGACAUACUUAGUCCUAGUAUCAUUAAAUUUAGAUCACUCUGCUUUUUCCUCAUAGGUGCCAGGUUUCCAAUCAAAUGGACAGCUCCCGAAGCUGCCAUGCGACAAAAGUUUACAGUAAAGUCUGACAUUUGGUCCUAUGGAAUAUUGUUGUAUGAACUUAUGACUAAAGGCAGAAUACCAUAUCCAGGUUUGUAUCAGUUAUGCUUGUGGUGACCUGAGAGUUUUGAAAGCCUAAAUUAUUUAAAAUUAACUUUAUUUGGCUACUUUUCUAUCUUAUCAAGCUUGACAGAUCCAUUUUGUGUGUGUGGAAUGUUGGGUUGCCUGGGCUAUUUUUACUGGCAUGAUUAAUUGAUAAUAAGUUAUUCAAAAAAGCAUUAUUUUAAAAUAUAACUUCUUUAUUGUAAAUUGAGCAGUCAUGUUCUUUGUCUUUGUAGAAACAUGAGGCAUGCUUGUCAUAUGAAAUGGAUUACCGAUUUCCCCAGAAAGGGACCAUUUUUUUAAAUUCUAAGACUAAAAACUGAUGGUUUUUGUAUAUUGGAACCCUGAAUGCAUUUUUAAAUCUAUUUUUGUUAUAAGCAUCAAGUUAAAGAAACCAAAUGUCUCAUUUUUUUUUGUAUUUUCAGGCAUGGACAACAGAACAGUAUUAGAACAAGUUGAACGAGGCUACAGGAUGGACAAGCCAACAGACACACCUGAAGGCGUGUACUCAAAAAUGCGUGAAUGCUGGCAUGAGAGGCCGGAGCAGCGCCCCACCUUUGAGCAUCUGUUUGUUUAUUUCGAUGAUUACUUUAUCUCUGUGGAGCCCAACUACCGGGAAGCUGACUGAGAUUUCAAUGACAGAUGUGGUGUCGAUUAGGUCCUAAUCUUAUUUAUUAAAUGUUAAUUUUUUUGUCAAUUUUGGUUUUAUAGAUAUUUGGGAAUUUAAAAAAAAAUUUUAACUAUCCCUCUCGUUUCCUACAUUUUCCUGCGUCCUGGAGUAGAAAACGUGGGCACAGUUUUUCAGGAUUUUGUGCCAGGAGGAAAACAUAAUUCUGCAUUGUUCAAUAAAAACUUGUGAGAAAAUUGUCAACGAAUUCACUGCAAACACACGGACAAGACAUGUUUAAAUUAUCAGAUGGGCAAGUAAAUAACCACACAUUCAGAAAUAGAAACAUUUAUGGAAUUUUGAUUCAAAUCGAACUUUUCUUUUAUCACCAUUUUCAUUGCUUUGCCCAAUUUUGUCCUCAUCAUCUACUGUUUUUUAAAGCUUAACAGCAAGUUAUAUGUUUAAUUAAAACAAGCAGGAAUAUUCAGAGAGGCACAAACAAGUUAUAUGUAUGAUAAAACAAGCAGGAAUAUUCAGAGAGGAAUAAAGAUGUGAUAUGGGCCAACUGUCAUAGCUGGUAUGUGUGUAAAUGGCCCUUACAUUUAUUUGCUGAUCUAAAUAUUCAAAAGCCUGAAAAAAAGCAAAUAACUGUAUGAUAGUGGAAGAAAGUAAAGAUAUCCUUCGGUAAAGAUUAUUAAUAUUUUUUUUUAUUGUACACAUGUUACAUGUUUUUGUAUUUAACCUCAGCCUACUUAAAUACUUAAUUUAUCUGUUUGUAAAAAUGCAGUCAGGGUGUGUUGCUUGCAUGAUAACGACUCUCAACCUGUGUCAAAAUAUAAUUUUUAGAUAUGUGGUAUGAUAUUUUAAUUUGUAUGAUUAAUCAAAUCUAAGUGUAAACUUUUUCUUAUCAUUGAGAGUUAAAAAAAUUAUUUUAAAAAAAAACCUUUUUAUCUGUUAAAGUUGAAAUGAAAUGCUCAAGUACAAAGAAAGCCAACCAUUGAUCAUGUCUGAGUAUUAUUAUUAUUUUCGGGUUGGGGUUUCACAUGGAAAUAUUUUAUAGGAAAUAUGUUUUUUCUUUGCAGUGCAAUAUGAAACAAGAGUUAUAAUUACUGUAUAAAAUCUACAUAUGUAUUUUACCGACAAUCUUAUUUUGUUUUGGAAUUUCUGUACAAAAAUGUGUAUAUGUAUUUUACUGACAACAUUUUUUUGUUGUAUUGUCAUAACAAGACUUAAAAAUGCUUGCUUCCUUUAAAACAAAACACAAAAAUGGUGUGCUGCUUGUUUAACAUUGUGAUUUUUCUUCUUUUAAAAAAAAAAAAAAUGACACUACAUGCCAAUAAUAAACCACAUUAUAAUUAUUUCAGCAUUAGUCACUGUGCCAUUGUAUUUAAAACUAAUGAUUGUGUAGCAAAGAUUGCUCCUAGUAUUUGGUUUCCUCAAGACAAUUUGCUCUAUCAAUAUUUCUGACACCCAUUACCCGAUUAAUAUUUUUUAUAUUUAUCAUUAUAAGAUUGUUUAGAAUCACCAUUGUAUAAGAUUAGUAAGACUUUAAUUUUAGUAAGACUUUAAUUUUGAAGGGAAAAAAAUAAAUUGUCAAUACUGAUACUUAAAAAAAAAAAUAAUCUGCUGUAUAAAGCUGCUGUACAAUUUAAAUGUUUUCGUUACCAUUAUGGAAUAAAGAAUUCGCUAGUGCCCAGGAAUGAUAAACAUUUACAUAAAUUUCAGCGUUUAUGAAAUUCAGAUUUUAUGAUUUAUUUUUAUGGUUUAUUUGUUUGUACAUCAUAUGCUUUUUUAUUUUCUACAAUAACUUAUUUCAUUUUUAAAGAUAAAACUAUUAGAAGGUUUUUCAUUUCAGUCAAAUACUCUUGCGCUAAUUAAAAUUGAAUGUUGGUUUUUUUUUGUUUUGCUUGUGCUGAAUCUCUAUGCAAACUGAAAUGAUAUGAUUUCACACUUGUUACAUCAUACAUGUUGAGCAAGAACCAAUGCCAUUGUAAUUAAUUUAAUCAUCACAAUGUUGUGGGCCAGCAUUGGUCAUAAUACACAAAAUCCCACCAUCAACUAAGACCAUAAUGUCAUGAAUACUGUCUCGGUCCUAGAUAGGGAACAUAAUCUUGCAUAUGAGUGCUUCAAGUCAUCUCACUGGUGGAGUUGUUAUCUUGGGGUAUCAGUUUAAUUGUAUUGUUAGGUGCAAUCCAAAUAUUUAUGCAAAUUCCACUGGGAUGAGUUGCAAUGUGGCAACAUGAUAUCUGUGAAGGCAGUGAGUUAUGCUGAAUUGGUUUCAUAACAUAAUUAAUGCAUUAUUAAAUAUAUAACUCUGUUGCUGUUGCUUGGCUUGAAUCCAGCUCAGUAAUUCCUUGUGCACUGCUCAAUGGCACCAAAGAAAAAGUCACUCUAAAGAUUCAGAUGUCGACCAAGAAAAAAGGUAGCAAGUUUUUAACUCUUAAUAUGACACACAACUUUGACACAUAACUACAGUAAUAAUUGUCAAAAGUGAAUGUGCCAUUUCGGCAGCUCAUUUUAUCAUCAAAACUAUUUUUAACUUCCAAAAAGCUGUAACUGGAGUAUAUUACAUACUGUUGACAGUUUUUUUUAGUAUUACUGCCAAGAAUUUAAAAGCAAGUUUAUUUAUAUUAUGUGUGUGCGUUUUUAAUACAUAUUUUUUUACUAAUAAUCAUAUUAGACAUAUCCUUAAAGCCUGCUUCAAAUUGAUUUACUUAAGGAUACAAUGGCUUGAAAUUUAUUAACAUUUGGAUACAACAAAUUCAAAUUGAUUAACAUUCGGAUACCAAGCCUGUGAGAUGGCCGCAAAACAUGGUAGAAAGAAAAAAAAGUUCACAUUUUUUUUUUCGCUGAAGCAGUUGAUAGAAACUAAUUAUUUAUUAUGAAAGGAACACUUCUGAACUAUGAGUCGUCAUGGAAACUAAGGAAAUAUUCUCCCCAAAAUUUAUUUUAAAUGGCAAUGUUUACCUAUUUCUUUUUCUAGCUAAAACUCUUUUGCUUUCUCUCUCAAUAUACAUAGUUAUUGUUAUAUAACCAGCUUGUCAAAAUCCUAAUAAGAUCAUACAUAAUAAUGUAUGUUGAAAAGAUUUUGUAAAUUUUUUGUACCGUAAUUUAAAUAUUUUGUUUAAAAAACUUAUUUCUGCAGCUUCAAAUUAAUGUUAAGUAUAUCGCAGAAUUCGGUGAUAAUUAUUAUCAGGGUGGUCAAAAUGCACAAAACACUGAAUGGUGGUAACAGCAAAUCAGUUUGUGCUGGCUGUAUGGCAGUAAUGGCUGUAUGCUUGAGAUCAGCUGUUUUUUUUUGAGGUUUUUAAAUUUCAAAAAAUUGUGUAAUGUUUUACAAAUGUAGCAACUCAAUUAUUAACAAUAGAUUUUAUAUUUUUGAUAAUGAAAGAGAUUUAUUUAGUAUCAUUUAAAAUUGUAAUGAUCAAAAUGUUUGUAGAAGUUUUCUUUUUUUUACUUUUUAAUAUUUGUGUAAGCUACUAAUGUGUCAAAAUCAAUGUGCAUUGUACUAAUAAAGUUUACAAUAAACUUCAUGAGUGAAAAAGCUCUGGCAAACCUAUAGUUCAAUUUAGAUCCUUAAAUCUCUCAUUUUAGUUUUAUUUGAGAAAUGAUUCACACUGAAUAACAUAAAAGAAUUUGGUCAUCCUGCUUAUAAUAUUAAAUAAUAUACAGUUUACAAUUUUCCAGAAAUUCUCCCUCAUUUCAUGUUACUCACUUAUUUUUUAUUAUUUCUAUAGUAGGCAGCCCACAUUCUUCUAAUGACAUUUUUUGAUGAGCUUUUGGUGUAUGAUUUUUAUAUAGAAAUUGCAGCACCCAUUAACACAAAUCAUGCUAAUUAUUAAAAUCAAAGUGAUCAUUUAUUGUGUACAUUUUCAUUACUGAUAAUAAAUAAAAAGAAUGUAACUAGCUGGUUACACCAGGUUAACUUAAGUACUGUAUUGUUCUGCGUAGUUAUUUUAUCAUGCUUAAAUGAAUACCAAAUUUUAUUGACUCUUGGAUUGUUUUCAAUUACAUCAAGUUAGAUGUAAGAUUUUUUUUAUUUUAUAUUGUCAGUGGGCUGUGCAGGGGUUCUCAAACGUGCAGCUUUCUAUUGUACAUGUAAAUUUAAUGAAAUAUGUGUUAUAUUCAACAAGAAGUUGAAUGCUUUCUUACCUAGGAGGCCAUGAUUUCACCAUUUGAUAAAACAUGUUCAAAUAUUUUACCCCAGGAAUAACGAUAGAAAUAACUUUUUUUAACUAUUGGUGAAUAUCAUGUCAAACAACUUUUUAAAAUGUUACAUUUAAUUUAUUUUCACUAAUCCAAUAUGUAGUUUUUUUUAACUGUUUCAGAACACUGGGUGUCUGGGGGAUACCUGCCUGCUUUUGGUUGUUUGUUUCUGUGUAAUGUUAUCAAAGUUUGUCAUUUAAAGUUGAAAUGCAAAGAAAUAAAACUUUUUUUUAUCUUUCUCUUAUUUAAAAAAAUGAAAGUUAUACAUAAUAUUAUUAAUAUAAUGUCAACUGCUAAAUGAUGCACCAUUGUUGUCCAUUGACAAGCCUGGACUCAAUAUAUUAUUGACAGCUGAAUAAUGGUUAAUGGACUUUUCCUAUCAGCACCCAGAUAUGUGUGUUGCAAUAUAAAUGCAUAUAAGAAAAUUUUAAUUACCCCAUAAACUGUUGCCUAUGCAACCUUAUCUUCUGGGAUGAGGGCAUAUGAUAUCUACACACAACAUUAGUAAUGUAAGUAGCGUCCCUUUGAAGGAAUAUUAUCACAGUUGUAUCGGUAUGACAACAGUUUAUUCUAAAUAUUGUAAUAUAAAGAAUUUGGACGUUUUUAUUAAAAAUAAAUAUUAAUUUUGUUUAUUUGUAGUGUAUUUUUAUGGACCAUGAUUAACAGAUUGCAUUAUCCGUGGGAAUAGCAUUUGAAAGCUUUCUUUAUUUCUUUAUUCAACUUUUUUUAUUCAAACAAAAAUUGGUUUGUGUUAUAAGUGGAAUACGUUAUACAGCAGUUGUAUUCUUCUCUAAUCUGAUUUCAGAAUAACAACUCAUCUCAUUCACUACAAUGCAUUGACCUGAUCAGCUAUGUUUUUUCAAACUGGCAUGCUACAAGUUUCAUAAAGGACUGUGCAGAAAUUCACUCACAGAGGCUUUUUUCUCCUCUUCCCAAAUGUUACACUAUGUUUCCCAAAAUUUUAUUGAAGCAAAAUUACCCACAACCAAUGUUCCCUCUAAGGUUUGUUCGUUCGUGUGCAAAAUCAUAAAUUUUGUGUGCAAAUAUUUACAGCAUCAAUUUUUUUGUGCGCAAAUUUUACAGACACAAACACACCCUUAAGUGGAAAUUAGCUGCCCAUACUCAAAACUGCUGAGCGGCGUCUGUGAGAUUACUGCUCGACAGCGCAGCUUAAAGGGAACAUUGCCCACAACCCGAUACUUUUUAUGAAGCCUGCUUAAAAAGAGUAAACUUAUUGAAAACAAAUUUGCAGUUUAAUAUCACUCAUCAUUAUUUUAAAUUAAUACAUAUUUAAUGAGAUAAUCAAAAUUGUCAGUUGUUUACAGUACAAGUUUCUAAAUUUUCG
Messenger RNA from Lymnaea stagnalis (great pond snail), 22303 nucleotides. NCBI's taxonomy places the organism in Eukaryota, Metazoa, Mollusca, Gastropoda, Lymnaeidae. The record is from the annotation of a GenBank genome assembly.